CUGUGCGAGUGUAAUUAUAAUCAACACAUCAAUCAAUUAUUCCACAACAACAAGAAGAGAUUGCUUUCUUCACUCUCUCUCUCCCUCUGUCUGUAUUACAAUACAUAAUAAUACAAUUUUCAUAUACAUAAAUACAUUUUAAAGCUCAUUUCUUUGCCUUGCUCUGGGUAAAUGAUAAGGUUAUCUAGUUAUAAUUGCCAGUAGAAGCUUGGAAAAGAUUUUGGCAGAUCAUCUCCUGAAGUUUUUCUGAUUCUUUUUAUCAAUAACAAAAAGCAACCUAAGCUCUUACGAGGGACCUAUUGUUUUGUGGCCAUGGCAACAAAUGAAAAUCUUCCACCCAAUGUGGUUAAACAACUCGCGAAGGAAUUGAAGAAUCUUGAUGAAUCUCCACCUGAGGGUAUUAAAGUCGGAGUAAAUGAUGAUGAUUUUUCAACCAUAUAUGCUGAUAUUGAAGGCCCAGCUGGGACACCAUAUGAGAAUGGCCUUUUUCGCAUGAAGCUGUUACUUUCACGUGACUUCCCAUACUCCCCUCCAAAAGGGUACUUCCUGACCAAGAUUUUCCAUCCGAACAUUGCAACCAAUGGUGAGAUUUGUGUGAAUACGCUAAAAAAGGACUGGAAUCCAAGUCUUGGACUACGGCAUGUUCUCAUUGUAGUGAGGUGUUUAUUGAUCGAACCAUUUCCAGAAUCAGCUUUAAAUGAACAGGCUGGCAAGAUGCUGCUUGAAAAUUAUGAUGAGUAUGCUAGACAUGCUAGGCUGUAUACUGCAAUUCAUGCCAAACCAAAGCCUAAGUUCAAGUCAGGAGCUAUUUCUGAGUCAACUACAGCUCUCAAUGUUGAUCAAAGUAAUACCUCAGUUCUCAACAGUGACCAGAAGAAUACAGCAGUCAAUGCUGCAAUAGCAUUGCCAUCCCCAUUGUCUCCUUGUUCAGUAGCCACAAAAGGAGGACAUAGUCAGGAACAGUCGGCUGCUGUAGCUCCAGUGCCAGAGACAGGAGUUGGUGGAUCUGUGGCAGUGGCAACACCAACAGUGGCUACACAGAAGAAAGAAGCUGGACCAGCAAAAGCUCAGGCCGACAAGAAAAAAUUGGAUGCAAGAAAGAAGAGCUUAAAGAGAUUAUAAUGUUAUAUGGGACAAAUGAUUGUAUGGAUUUUCUCUGGCUGGCUUUUGUUGCUUAUGAGUGGAGAGGCCCAUGCAAGUCAUGGGAGAAAAUGAGCAUGAGAUGCAAGAUUGGGACUAAUUAUGGAUUUAAUCAAAAACCUCUUUAUUUCA
Ricinus communis (castor bean) is the source of this 1272-nucleotide messenger RNA. RefSeq names its product ubiquitin-conjugating enzyme E2 22. NCBI's taxonomy places the organism in Eukaryota, Viridiplantae, Streptophyta, Magnoliopsida, Malpighiales, Euphorbiaceae. The record is from RefSeq and is a predicted model, not a curated record. The transcript is spliced from 7 exons. Bases 313 to 1122 code for a protein of 269 amino acids.